This is a messenger RNA of Coregonus sp. 'balchen', 2683 nucleotides long. The record is from the annotation of a GenBank genome assembly. NCBI's taxonomy places the organism in Eukaryota, Metazoa, Chordata, Actinopteri, Salmoniformes, Salmonidae.
AUGUGAUAGGUGCAGUUUAUGCGAAGGUCAGGGAGAAAUCCUGUACUGAUUGCCGCAGUAAACUAUCUUGUCACAAAGUUGCACCGCCUACAAACGGAAUAUUGUCCUACAGUAGCCCACUUCUUGCCUAUUAUUGCCUUGUCAUCCGCACUGGAAUGUAAAUUUUUGUUGACAGCGGUACGUUGCAUCUCUCUGUGGAUUGGGCACAUAGGCGUGAAAAGAAAACCUGGAUUUGCACACACGUAAUUUACGCAUUCCGAAGACUUUCAAAGUCGUUAUCCUGAGCCCUCAUGGCAAGCCCAAAAGCCUUUCACAUAAAUAGCCCGUUUUUGGAGAGCAUAGACAUGUCAAAACGGGCGGGGAUCAAUGUGUAUUUAAAAAUGGAAAGUUCCCAACCCUCCGGUUCAUUCAAAAUCCGCGGUAUCGGACACCUGUGCCAAAAGGUAAGCAUGUUCAAAGGGUUUAAGUAAAAUGAUCGUAAAUCUAAUUUAUAUGACAUCUAAUGACAAACAUACUUAGAAUAGAGAUGUAGUAACAUUUCAAAGAUUAGCCUAUUGUUUUACACAAGUGAUGGGCCUACAUACUGGAAACAAACAACUUAAAACGAACGAACCUUUGACAUUCUGCUCGUCAUGGAAUAUGGAAAAUAUCCGCCAUUAUUAAAAAAUGGUUUGUUUACUACUGUUCAAACACUUGUGCGACAACACCUCCUAGUGUUGACCAGAGAACAUUUCAUUUAAUGGUGUCUUGAGUUCAUGAUGAUAAAAACGGAAAAAAAGCAACGUUUCAAUAUAUAAAUCACUCAAUCUUUCUCAGUUAGAUUUCUAUUUUUUUUAUAUAUGUGUAUAUAUAUCUGAUCAAUGGCAUUAUACUUUUUUAAAUUUCUAGAUUGCAGGACCAGAGUCCAAAGGAGUUGUUUGCUCCUCAGGUAGUAGACGAUUUAUAUAAUAAUAUUUCCAAAUUAUCCCAACAUUCCCCAUUAUGACAAUAUCUUUAUGUUGUGUUCAGGUGGCAACGCGGGGAUGGCCACAGCCUAUGUAGCACGCAAACUAAACAUUCCAGCAACUAUCAUUGUGCCUUCAUCCACGCCUGAGCUGAUUAGGGAGAAACUGAAGGACCAGGGAGCCACGGUCAGAGUAUCUGGCAAGGUAAUCCCGACAAUUAGUGACCACCUCUCCUCUCGAGUUUUUGCCAGCCUUAUAACUGAAGACUGACUUACCUGUGGACUUUGUAGGCUACUCUGUUCCCCCAGGUGUGUGUUGCCAUUUGUAUGUCUCAUUUUGCCUGUUCAGGUGUGGGAUGAUGCCAAUGAUGAGGCCCUGCGUCUGACCCAGACUGAUGGCCUGACCUAUGUCCCACCCUUUGACCAUCCUCUGCUCUGGUGAGAAGAUACUCCAGUCAGACCAACCUUAAAUUAGCCUGUAAGGGACAUGACAUCUAGAAUGACCGACUUAGAUCACACAUAAUGGUUCAGAUUAUGUGAAAUGAACACCAUUCUUCUACUAUUAGGAGUUGCUGUUGCCUUUUCUUUUGAAUGAACAAUUUCCCCUCCCCUUUUCCUCUUGUUUGUCUCAUUUUUCCCCCUUUCGAUUUUGUGUAAAGUGUCUGGUGACACAUUUGUUUGGAAAAUACAAUUUAAAUACAUUUUUAUUUUAUUUGAUUCUACCCCAGGCAAGGCCAUGCCAGUAUUGUGAGAGAGAUCAAGGCCUCUCUUCCAUCCAAGCCUGGGGCUGUUGUUUUAUCUGUGGGGGGAGGAGGGCUGCUCUGUGGGGUGGUGGAGGGCAUGAAGGAAGUGGGCUGGGGCAGUGUGCCCAUCCUCUGCAUGGAGACUGAGGGAGCAGACUGUUUUAACGCAGCAGUAAAGGCUGGCAAGAUAGUCACCCUCCCUGACAUCACCAGGUGAGAAGAGAACAGAGAUUAAACUGUGAGAUAUUCAUUUAGCAUAAUGUUUUAUUCAAAUCUAUUCAAUUAUUUUCUAUUUUAUUUUAUUAUAUUCCAUUGUAAUGAUCUGGGAUGAUGGUUGCAUUGCCAGUGAGGCCAAGUGUCUGGGUUCGAAGACGGUGUGCAGCCAGGCCAUUGAGUACAUUAAGGAGGGCAACAUGAACAUCAUAUCAGAGCUGGUCACUGACCAGCAGGCCCUGCAAGCAGUGGAGACCUUCCUUGGUGAGUGUUAUACCAGCCACCACUGUUGUCAGAUGGAGCAUUCUAUAAUUGUUUUAAAUGUUCAAUACAUCUCCAUACAUUACUCUGCUUUAUUUGAUGUAUAGUUUUAUCCUAAAAGAAACGUAGCUACUGUUACAACUACGACUAAAACUAUGUAUGUGUUUGUGUGUGCGCAUGUGUGCCUGCUGUUGUGCAUGUGUGCUUGUGUGCGUGUGUGUGCCUCCUUGUCUGUGUGGUUGCGUGUAUGUGUGUGUGUUCAGACGAGGAGCGUGUGCUGGUGGAACUGGCCUGCGGGGCUGCGUUAGCGGCUGUGUACUGUGGAGUCAUCCAGAGACUGCAGGGUGAGGGCCGGCUGCCCGUUCCCCUAGCAGGACCCCUGGUCAUGAUCGUCUGUGGAGGGAGCAGCAUCAACCUGGCACAGCUGGAACAUCUCAGGAAGGUCCUCAACAGAUGAACACAGAACAUGGAGCUCCUAGGCUGCAUCUCAAAUGUCACCCUAUUCCCUAUAUAGUUCACUACU